Molecule: messenger RNA, 1479 nt
Organism: Komagataella phaffii GS115
Lineage: Eukaryota; Fungi; Ascomycota; Pichiomycetes; Pichiales; Pichiaceae
Product: Putative protein serine/threonine kinase expressed at the end of meiosis
Exons: 1
Coding region: 1-1479 (492 amino acids)
Biological process (GO): protein phosphorylation
Molecular function (GO): protein kinase activity; ATP binding
Source: RefSeq, a predicted model, not a curated record
AUGAGGGAGUUUAACGCAGACCAGUUUGAACUAUUCGAACGGUUGGGGAAAGGUGCCUUUGGUGUGGUUUAUCAUGGGUUUGACAAGGUGACAAAUAUGCAUGUGGCAAUAAAACAAAUAGACUUAGAGAGUACAGAUGACUCAAUCGAGGAGAUACAGAAUGAAAUAACUCUCUUAUCAAAUUGUAGCCAUCCUAAUAUUAUCCAAUAUCAUGGUUCUUUCGUUAAAGGUUACAAAUUAUGGAUUGUCAUGGAGUACUUAGAUGGGGGUUCUUGUAAUGAUCUUUUAGAAGCUGGACCAUUUGAUGAGACCGAAAUAUCUGUGAUAUGCUACAAUCUACUCCAAGGACUGGCAUAUCUACAUAAAUCGGGAAAGAUUCACAGAGACAUUAAGGCAGCAAAUAUUAUGAUUGGAAGAUUAGGACAAGUCAAAAUUGGUGACUUUGGGGUUGCCACUCAACUCACAAAUACAUUAUCUCGUAGACACACAUUUGUUGGCACACCGAAUUGGAUGUCUCCUGAAGUGAUAUUACGAAAAGAUUACGAUUUCAGGGCCGAUAUUUGGUCUUUAGGAAUCACUCUAUUAGAGAUGGCAUACGGAAAACCUCCACUAUCACAAUACAGCACUUACGAAAUUUUAUUCAUGAUACCAAAAAAUCAGCCACCUUCACUUUCAUCUGAUUUCUCAGAAGAAUUUCGUAAUUUUGUUCAUCAAUGCCUUCAAAAAUCUCCUGCAGAUCGACCAUCCACUGGACAACUUUUGAAACAUCGUUUCAUAGCCAAAGGCCGCAAUGUUGAUCAGUCUUGCCUUCAGAAACUAAUUGAUAGGAAAAUUAAACACGACCUGGAAACAGGAAGCAAAGUCACGAAAUAUUAUAAACCCACAGUUAAUCAAUCAGAUGAUCCUCAAAGUGUUCAGUUUGACCUUGAUACUGUCAAUGAAGGAGUUGUAAAAUUUAAUCUCAAUUCCACUUCGGAUGAGCAAGGAGAGCUGAAAAUUCAAUUUCCUGUUGAUCACGACCAGUUCGAAACUAUUAAAGAUCUCUCUAGAGCUCAAUCGUAUGAUUCUUCAGUUGUUAGAGACGAUGUAUCAUCCAUUUCAAGUCAGAAAUCUACUUCAGAGCACGAACUGAAUAUAAUUUUGAAUCAAUCUUUUAAUAAGAUUACCACCAAGUAUAGUCUUACUACUAAUCAAUACGACAAGUUAGUACACUUCAAAUCUCAUUUGUUAGGGAAAUCCUUGAAUUCAAUAGCUCACAACCAAGAUGAACAGAUUUGCCGAGUAUUCUAUAAAGACAUCACCAAAAACAUCAUGAAAUCCAAUAAUGAACGACUCAAACAAAAACUGCUCCCACAUCACUAUAAGACUGUAGAGCGGGAGAAUACUCUCCUAAAGAAAACGUACCAAUAUGAUCGUAAAAGAGAUAGGGUUGAAGAACUUUUACUUGCACGAUGGGCGGAAAAUAUAACUAAAAGUUGA